Molecule: messenger RNA, 2807 nt
Organism: Centropristis striata (black sea bass)
Lineage: Eukaryota; Metazoa; Chordata; Actinopteri; Perciformes; Serranidae
Gene: sncgb
Product: synuclein, gamma b (breast cancer-specific protein 1)
Exons: 5
Coding region: 306-647 (113 amino acids)
Biological process (GO): chemical synaptic transmission; synapse organization; synaptic vesicle endocytosis
Cellular component (GO): neuronal cell body; axon terminus; cytoplasm
Molecular function (GO): cuprous ion binding
Source: RefSeq, a predicted model, not a curated record
UCCUCUUCCUCCUCCUCCUCCUCCUCCUCCUCGCUCCAUCUUGUGCAUACAGGCUGUUUCCUCCCCCCUCUGUCUCUCAGUCUGCGUGCUGUAGCCCUGCUGUGCAGUCCUCUCAGCCCUCUGCUGUAUCACCGAAGAGAGGAGGAGCCACUGGCACACACGCUUACUCACACAGACACACACACACACACUCUCACAUCUCACAUCAUCUCUUCUUGCACGCUCACUGUAAGCACCAGCCAGCCAGCCAACCAGCCAGCCAGGCCCGUUUGGAGCAGGGGAGCCCAGCCGUCUCGUCGCCCAAGAUGGAUGUACUGAUGAAGGGGUUCUCUAUGGCCAAGGAGGGGGUGGUGGCCGCCGCAGAGAAGACCAAAGCUGGCAUGGAGGAGGCAGCAGCCAAGACCAAGGAAGGGGUGAUGUAUGUAGGCAGUAAGACAAAGGAGGGAGUUGUUUCAUCAGUAAACACAGUGGCCAACAGGACCGUGGAUCAGACCAACAUCGUUGGAGACACAGUGGUCGCCGGAGCCAACGAGGUGUCACAGGCGGGCGUGGAGGGGGUGGAGAACGUUGCCGCAUCGACCGGGCUGGUCAACCAGGGAGAAUAUGGGGGAAUGGAGCAGGGUGGGGAAGGAGGAGAGGGGUAUUAGUCGUCUUCACGACCUCCCUUCCCGUGCUCUCCAGUGGCCCCUUGCUCCCCUCGCCUCGCUGUACCAGACUCCAGAUGUUCAACAUAUUUUUUUGUGACUUUACAGUACCAAAAUCAACUAAAACAGACUCUUCCGGAUGCCGCACCUCAGCCUCCUAUCUCCCCCUCUGCCUCGUCACUCCGUGAUGCCUCCCCCACCCCGAGCAGCCACCUGUCCUCACCCCGUCUCCUCCCCUCUGGUUUUCUGCAGCCUGUAGCUUUUUCCUCCACUGCCCGCCUUACCCACGCCUCACCUGUGUGUUAGUGUCGUCCUGAUAUGAACCCUGGUGUUGUCACAGCCCCCCCACGCCUACCAACCUAUAAAGAAACCUCUCACACAAACACACACUUACACACAAUCAAAAAAAAAACCAACACACACCUUAAUUCCACACAUACAGUACAUACCGCAAAUGCCAGCACUGGCACACACACUGGGCAAACGUGUUAACUGUAGGUAUUUUUGGUGUGUAAAUGCAGUUACGCCUCACAACAAUAACAAUAACUCACUGAGUGACUGAGGCGGGGUAUGAGAGGGUGUGUGAUCUGCUGUUUGUGUGCCUGUGUGUCCAUGUUAGCUUAUAUAUGUGUGUGUGCAUGUGUAGCUGCUGGUGUAUAAAAUAAACCUCCAGAGGCUUGUGCAGGGAAUCGUGCAUUGAGGACAGAUAUUAUUCUGUUUUGUGUGCAGUAGUUAGUUAGUUAGCUACAGUAGACUGCAUGAACAGAUGUGUAGAAUGACUUGUUCAGUGUUGUGACUAUAGAGUAGCAGCUGUUCUGUGUAGCUUUGUAUGGCUUAGUGUGUGUUUGGCCUCGUCAUUUAGAAACAGGGUUAUUAACCAGGAAGCAAUACACAAUGCUCUUCUUUUUUUCUUUUUCUUUUUGACGUUAGAGCGGAAACUUGAACGUGAUGCAUGAGAAGUUGUUCCACAAGUCGUUAAAGUUGGCUAAAAUUGAAUCCGAUUUUGAUUCGUAAAUUCUGAUUGGUUCAUGGAUUUUCCUGACAUCCCUUUUCCCCCCAGUGUUGCUCAAACUCUGGCAGAAAAUAAUAUGUUCAUGCAUGCAGGACCCCAUCAUUUAUACUUUAGAAGCUGAAAAUGCUGCACAAUUACAAUUAGAAUAAUUCAGUUUUAUUAGCCAUAAAAAAACAUCUACAAUAUUUCCCUCAAUGUUAACCUCAAAUAUGUUCGUUUAAGAUUUCAGACUAGCUGAAAGGGACAGAAAUGUCAGACGAUUUUGUUCAAAUUUAGUUUGCUACUGACGGGGAAAUUAAAAGUGAAGUUUAGUUUUUAGUUACUGAAUUAGAGGAGGAAAUAUAAGCAGCUGAUACUGGUCACCUCUUGUUAUCGUGUAGUUGCUUUUUAGUCUUUGUGAAACUGCUUUGCAUGCCAUCAGGAGAGCAGCGUGGACAUUAUCUGUUUCUGUGACGAAAAAACUUUGAUUCAGUGAUGGAAUCAGUGGCGAAGAGGGCAGAACAAAGGUAUGGGUUUAAUUAUGGAUCAGCUUUAUGUGUUGUUCUGUGUACAGCUUGAAUUCUGGGAUGUGUAGUUGUUUUCAGGGUAAUUUUUAUUUCACACUAACUAGUCUGGCUGUUCUGAAGCUCCCGCCCAUCAACUGUCUCAGCCAAUCAGAGGAGUCCCUUCUCCUCUCAGGCAGUGUGAUGCCACCUUUCACAGCUCUUCCGCCCAGCAUCAGUGUGUGUGUCUCUAUGCACUGUAUGUGUGUAAAUAUAUAUAUAUAUAUAUAUAUAUAUAUAUAUAUAUAUAUGCGUGUGUGUGUGUGUGUGUUAACAUAGAACCGGUUCAGCCAGCAAAGUGUGUGUGUGUGUGUUUGUGUCUGGAGCAGGUUUGUGUGUUUUUACUUUGAGGCCAAUGGAAACUGAUGACUGCAUGUUGCCUUAUGAAGCAAUCUGACAUUCACACACACACACACAUAGACCAAACACAACACUACACUUGUACCAACACACACACACACACACACACAGCACACUCUAGAAAAACACACAAUCACAAAUCACACCAACACAAAUCACACACCAUGUUUAAGUUGGCAUCAAAGCAGACUCGCUGAUUUUAUAAACAGUACCAGUGAAAUUAAAAAGGUUUUGUUGAAAUCCAGCAAA